AUGGAUCUUGAAAAUGUUUCAUGUCCCAUUUGUCUAAGGAAGUUUGAUAACUUACAAGCACUAAAUGCACAUUUAGAUGUUGAGCAUGGGUUUAACGAUAAUGAAGAUUCACUCGGUUCCAAUGACAGUCGUUUAGUCAAUGGUAAACAAAAAAAGGCCAGAUCUGUUGAUAGCAGUGCGCAAAAGUUGAAAAGAAGCCAUUGGGAAAAAUUCAAAAAAGGGAAGAGCUGCUGUCACACAUGUGGAAGGACUUUGAAUAACAAUAUUGGCGCCAUUAAUUGUAGGAAAUGUGGUAAACUGUAUUGCAGAAGGCAUCUUCCUAAUAUGAUUAAACUUAAUCUUUCCGCACAGUAUGACCCCAGAAACGGGAAAUGGUACAAUUGCUGCCAUGAUUGUUUCGUCACAAAACCUGGCUAUAACGAUUAUGGCGAAGUAAUAGAUUUAACACCAGAAUUCUUUAAGGUACGAAAUAUAAAAAGAGAGGACAAAAACUUAAGGCUAUUACAAUUAGAAAAUCGGUUUGUCCGUCUAGUUGAUGGUCUGAUUACACUCUAUAACACAUAUUCUAGAUCCAUUAUUCAUAAUUUGAAGAUGAAUAGUGAAAUGUCCAAGUUAGAACGUACAGUUACUCCAUGGAGAGAUGAUAGAAGUGUACUCUUUUGUAACAUAUGUUCCGAACCAUUUGGGCUAUUACUAAGGAAGCAUCACUGCAGAUUAUGUGGUAUGGUUGUUUGUGAUGAUGCAAACAGGAACUGCUCAAACGAAAUAAGCAUAGGUUAUUUAAUGUCUGCAGCGUCAGAUCUGCCAUUCGAAUACAAUAUACAGAAGGAUGAUUUACUUCAUAUUCCUAUAUCCAUAAGAUUGUGCUCGCACUGUAUCGAUAUGCUAUUUAUUGGCAGGAAAUUUAACAAGGACGUUAGAAUGCCGCUAAGUGGAAUAUUUGCUAAAUAUGAUAGCAUGCAAAAUAUAUCCAAAGUAAUUGAUAGUCUCCUGCCCAUUUUUGAAGACUCAUUGAAUAGCCUGAAGGUGGAGACUGCCAAGGAUUCUGAAAAUACACUUGAUCCAAAGAAUCUGAAUGAUCUCGCUCGAUUAAGACAUAAAUUACUCAAUUCUUUUAACUUGUAUAAUACACUAACAAGACAGCUCUUAAGUGUAGAACCUCAAAGUCAUCUAGAGAGACAACUUCAAAAUUCGAUCAAGAUAGCUUCCGCUGCAUACAUAAACGAAAAAAUCCUACCGUUGAAGUCGCUUCCGGCAAUUUUGAACCCAGAGGGCCAUAAAACGAAUGAAGAUGGGCAAAAAGCUGAACCAGAGGUAAAGAAAUUAUCGCAACUAAUGAUCGAAAACUUGACCAUAAAAGAAGUGAAAGAGCUGAGAGAAGAAUUGAUGGUCCUAAAGGAACAAAGCUACCUUAUUGAGUCCACAAUUCAGGACUAUAAGAAGCAGCGUAGAUUGGAGGAGAUCGUCACACUUAAUAAGAACUUAGAAGAAUUGCACUCAAGAAUACAUACCGUUCAAUCGAAGCUGGGUGACCAUGGGUUUAAUUAA
Molecule: messenger RNA, 1548 nt
Organism: Saccharomyces cerevisiae S288C
Lineage: Eukaryota; Fungi; Ascomycota; Saccharomycetes; Saccharomycetales; Saccharomycetaceae
Gene: PEP7
Product: phosphatidylinositol-3-phosphate binding protein
Exons: 1
Coding region: 1-1548 (515 amino acids)
Cellular component (GO): bounding membrane of organelle; vacuolar membrane; cytosol
Molecular function (GO): metal ion binding; phosphatidylinositol-3-phosphate binding
Source: RefSeq, marked reviewed